This is a messenger RNA of Rattus rattus (black rat), 1680 nucleotides long. RefSeq names its product cytochrome P450 4F5. The record is from RefSeq and is a predicted model, not a curated record. Bases 40 to 1680 code for a protein of 546 amino acids. Lineage: Eukaryota; Metazoa; Chordata; Mammalia; Rodentia; Muridae. Gene Ontology annotation, molecular function: iron ion binding; monooxygenase activity; oxidoreductase activity, acting on paired donors, with incorporation or reduction of molecular oxygen. The transcript is spliced from 13 exons.
CUCCCACACAGCUCUCUGCAGUUAAGAAGCAGCAGAUAAAUGCGUUUUUUGCAGGAGUGGGGAGAAGGUCUUAGAGGACAGGCUGCUCCUGAGAUAAGCAGGAUGCCGUGGCUAAGUGUGUCUGGGCUGGACCUAGGCUCUGUGGUGACCUCGACAUGGCAUCUUCUGCUGCUUGGAGCCGCUUCUUGGAUUUUGGCCAGAAUUCUUGCCUGGACUUACUCAUUCUGUGAGAACUGCUCCCGCCUCAGAUGUUUCCCUCAGGCCCCUAAAAGAAACUGGUUUUUGGGCCACUUGGGCACGAUCCAGAGCAAUGAGGAAGGCAUGCGGCUGGUGACUGAAAUGGGCCAGACUUUCCGAGAUAUCCAUCUCUGUUGGCUGGGACCGGUCAUCCCUGUGCUGAGGCUUGUUGAUCCUGCAUUUGUUGCCCCUCUGCUCCAGGCCCCAGCUUUGGUGGCCCCAAAGGACACGACUUUCUUACGCUUCCUGAAGCCCUGGCUUGGGGAUGGGCUAUUUCUGAGUUCUGGUGACAAGUGGAGCCGCCAUCGCCGUCUGCUGACACCUGCCUUCCAUUUUGACAUCCUGAAGCCCUAUGUGAAGAUUUUCAACCAGAGCGUGAACAUCAUGCACGCCAAGUGGAAGCACCUAUGCGUGGAAGGCAGUGUCCGUCUGGAAAUGUUUGAGAACAUCAGCCUCAUGACCCUGGACAGUCUGCAGAAAUGCCUCUUUGGCUUUGACAGCAACUGUCAGGAGUCUCCCAGUGAAUACAUUUCUGCCAUCUUGGAACUGAGCUCCCUCAUCAUAAAAAGGUCACAACAGCUCUUCCUGUACCUGGACUUCCUGUAUUACCGCACUGCUGAUGGACAGCGCUUCCGCAAGGCCUGUGACCUGGUGCACAACUUCACGGAUGCUGUCAUCAGGGAGAGACGUCGACUUCUCUCCAGCCAAGGCUUUGAUGAGUUCUUGGAGUCCAAGACUAAGUCUAAGUCUAAGACGUUGGACUUCAUCGAUGUGCUCUUGUUGGCCAAGGAUGAACAUGGGAAGGAGCUGUCAGAUGAGGACAUCCGGGCAGAGGCUGACACCUUCAUGUUUGGAGGCCAUGACACCACAGCCAGCGCACUGUCCUGGAUCCUGUACAACCUGGCAAGGCACCCGGAAUACCAGGAGCGCUGUCGUCAGGAGGUGCGGGAGCUGCUGAGGGACCGAGAGCCUGAGGAGAUUGAAUGGGACGACCUAGCCCAGCUGCCCUUCCUGACCAUGUGCAUCAAGGAGAGUCUCCGGCUGCACCCCCCAGCUAUAGACCUCCUGCGCCGCUGCACCCAGGACAUUGUGCUACCUGAUGGCCGGGUCAUCCCUAAAGGGAACAUCUGUGUCAUCAGCAUCUUUGGUAUUCAUCACAAUCCUUCAGUGUGGCCAGACCCUGAGGUCUAUGACCCCUUCCGCUUUGACCCAGAAAAUCGUCAGAAGAGGUCACCUCUGUCUUUUAUUCCCUUCUCCGCAGGGCCCAGGAACUGCAUAGGACAGACUUUCGCUAUGAACGAGAUGAAGGUGGCGGUGGCGCUGACGCUGCUGCGCUUCCGCGUCCUGCCAGAUGACAAGGAGCCGCGCCGGAAGCCAGAGAUAAUCCUGCGCGCCGAGGGCGGGCUGUGGCUGCGGGUGGAGCGGCUGAGUGGAGGGGCAUAA